This is a messenger RNA of Mixia osmundae IAM 14324, 3018 nucleotides long. Its product is annotated as glycoside hydrolase family 37 protein. Gene Ontology annotation, biological process: trehalose catabolic process. Gene Ontology annotation, molecular function: alpha,alpha-trehalase activity; calcium ion binding. Bases 1 to 3018 code for a protein of 1005 amino acids. The transcript has 12 exons. Gene Ontology annotation, cellular component: cytoplasm. The record is from RefSeq and is a predicted model, not a curated record. NCBI's taxonomy places the organism in Eukaryota, Fungi, Basidiomycota, Mixiomycetes, Mixiales, Mixiaceae.
AUGAUUUCCUGUCACACAUACGCGGGCCCGUCGUGCGAAUUCCCCCCGCGCAAGACUUGGCGACAAACUGUCGAGCGAGGCCCGCCAGUCACCACAGUGCCGACGCAGAGGCCACACAACCUCUCAGGCGACCUCUGUCAGCUUGAUAAACACACUGGCGAGCUUCUGUCGACAAUCUGGCGAGCAAACUGGCGAUACUCUCAGCCCUUCUCAGCCUCGUCAGCCGUUCUCUCGGGCCCGACUACAAGAAAUACACUUCUGCCUAGCAAACCUAUGAGCCGAAUUAGGGUUGGCACUGGCGGUGAGAUUUCGCUAGGAGAGGAGUUCCCAGGUAUCUGGCCAACACUGCACGUGAAAGAGGUCCGCAUCUGCUUUGCCUUGUGCCUCCCCUCCUCGACCGCCCGACGGGCCCUUGCGUUGUACAACUCGGAUCGACGUCAACAGCCCUGGAAGAGAUCGACUGUACACUGUCAGCUACUGCCGGCACUGUUGCGAAUCACCUCUCUGUCAACACCAGGUCUGACAUACUUGACGCUCCAGUCGCUGCCGGCCUGUCUGUCGAACCAGCUCUCUUCACUCGAGUCAAUCUGUCAGCAGGGCGCUCUUUCAUCCAUCCUGUUGUUACUGUACACGCAAAGCAUGGACGGCGGAGCUGCAGACACCAUAGCAGAUCUCAAAAAGCCUCUUCCUCUGGGCACUCCAAACAAUCAAGCUGCAGCGACAAGCACGAGCGAACGCGGCGACGUAUACGGCGGAGCUGCACUCCCUGCCACUGCGCAAGCAUCGACAUACUACAAAGAUGACAGACCCGUUGCUGGACUCAAGACCAGAACUUUGUCUUUGCGCGGCGAGACAGGUGGUACCGUAAGGAGGCCCAAUGUCUGGGAAGGAGAGACGACGCGAGUGCAACGCAGGCUUUCUCAUGAUGCGAAAGACGCCGAACCUCGCAAGUUCCUCAUUGACGUCGACACGACUAUGCGUUUGAUCCUCGAGCAAGAGGACACUGAUGGUGACUUUCAGCAGAUCUCAAUCACUGAUGCCGGCCCUAAGAUUAUCGCCCUCGGAACGGCCACGUCCAACGGCUUCAAGUCCUUUGAUGUACGGGGCACCUGGAUGCUCAGUGUUCUGCUUCAGGAGCUUGCUUUGGCGCGUCAGUUCGGUCGCAGGCAUAUCGUGCUGGAUCAGGCAAGAUUGAGCGAGAACCCUGUUGACCGUUUAUCUCGUAUGAUCAAGACGAUCUUCUGGCACAACCUUACUCGGUCCAUAGACGAAGAAGGCCUGGAAGCGAUUUGCAAAGACCCCAAGAAUCGCGGAUCAAACCAAGCUCCUCGCAUCUACGUGCCAAUUGAUGAGCCAGAGAUGGCAGCUUACUAUCGUCGUAUGGCCCUCGCCAAGCCCGAGCUAGGACUGGAUGUGCAGAUUCUGCCACGGGAGAUCACAGCAGAAUAUGUACAAUCUCUCAAUGAUAAGCCAGGCAUCCUCGCACUGGCCAUGGAAAGGACAAUGACUGGCUCUGGCGAAAAGACACUAGCCGGCAUCCCAUUCAUCGUGCCCGGCGCGCGAUUCAAUGAAUUGUACAAUUGGGACUCGUACUUCAUCGCACUCGGCCUGCUCGUCGAUGACGACGUGCUGAAAGCGAGGGGCAUCGUGGAGCACUUUGCAUUCGAGAUCAGGCACUAUGGAAAGAUACUCAACGGCAGCAGAAGCUACUAUCUCUGCCGGUCCCAGCCGCCGUUUCUGACAGACCUCGCGAUGCAAGUCUAUGCUCGUCUUGAGCACAAUGCGGCGAACAAAGAGUGGCUUCGUCGCGCGAUCAAAGCCGCUAUCAAGGAAUAUCAUGUCGUCUGGAUGGCAGCGCCCAGACUAGACCCGAAGACAGGACUCUCGCGCUACCGACCCGAUGGCAAAGGCAUUCCGCCAGAGACGGAAGCAUCCCACUUUACGCAUGUCCUUCAGCCUUAUGCCAAGAAGAACGGCAUCAGCGUAAACGACUACAUCCGAAAGUACAAUUCUGGCGAGAUCGAAGAACCUGAGCUUGACGCCUUCUUCCUGCACGAUCGUGCGGUGCGGGAGAGCGGGCACGACACGAGCUAUCGUCUGGAAGGCAAGUGUGCAGAUCUGGCAACCAUCGACCUCAACGCGCUGCUCUUCAAAUACGAGACUGAUGUUGCGACGGCUAUCAGCGAGGUAUUUGACGAUGAUUUCGAGCUCGACGAAGACUUUGCACUUGCGCCCUUUCCCUUUGGCACGGAAGUUCCGCACGAGACUGCACAUGUGUCCGGCGAGCGUUCGACCGGCAAGAAGCAGAAAGCAUCCGAUUGGAUCGAGCGAGCGAGGCGACGCAAGAAGCUCGUGGAUCACUAUUGCUGGAACGAAGGCAAAGGGAUGUUCUUCGACUAUAACACCGUCAAGCAUGCGCAAGAGGUCUAUGAAAGCGCUGCAACAUUCUGGCCGCUUUGGUCAGGCAUGGCGACCCCUCCGCAAGCCGACUUACUCGUGAAGAAAGCUCUGCCCAAAUUCGAAGUGAUGGGAGGGCUCGUUGCCGGCACGGAAGAGUCGACAGGUCAGUCGAGAUUGAGCGGCCCCAGCAGACAGUGGGACUGGCCGAGCGCCUGGUCGCCUCAUCAGAUCCUAUGCUGGGUCGGUCUCGAGCGGUAUGGCUACACGAUUGAUGCUCAGCGACUUGCUUAUCGGUGGCUGUACAUGUUGACAGCCGCGUUCGUCGACUUCAACGGCGUAGUACCAGAGAAAUUCGACGCCGUCAAGCUUUCGCACCGCGUCGAUGCGGAGUAUGGCAACCAAGGUGUGGAUUUUCAGUAUGUGCCUGUCGGCGGUUUCGGCUGGACGAAUGCUUCCUAUCAAAUCGGUCUGACGCUCAUGACAUCGCAUCAACGGCGCGCUUUGGGCGCUCUGACCAAGCCAGAGGUAUUUUUCGCAGCAGCAAGGAGACCUCAUCAUCACAGCGAGGACAAGAUUCCGUUUGAUCUGAGCGCAGACGACAAUACGCAAGCCGAGUAG